UUCGAACAGCUCCACGUAAAAAAACCACGACGCUGCGAAGAGAACACACUAUUCAAAGUGAGACAAACUACUUCACUCGGUGAGAACUGCGGCGGAGAGCUAGAAGAAAACCAGAGACAAAUUGGGGGGCAAGUUGAGCCACAUUCUCAUCGCAUUUAUCUACUGGAUUGCCUGGUUGUUUUUGAAACAUUAGUGAAGUUCAAGGUUGGUCUGUUGCAUCGCUGCUGCGAAGUAUGUACAAGUGACAUUCAAAUGAAAGAAAUCUUUGUGAUAUUGUCAAGAUUUUUCCUGUGUGCGAUGGAGCGAUAUAUUGAUAAUCCCCGAAGGGUGGGAAGUCAAAUGGACGUCUCACUCCCUCUUAGACAAAAAUGUGGAUGAAGGCCCAGCCCGCACAGAAUAUUUCACUACUUGAUUCAACACUCGGAACUCUUGGGCUAAAAUUGUUGCAAAUUUCUCAGUCCUUAUGAGUGACUUUGGAAUGGGUAGCAUGAGCCAAAAUAUGAUUUCCAACUUCACCGAGGUUGGGACAGGGCCCACUUCAGAGCCAGCCCCAACUCCCAUCGGUCUCCCUCCCUUUCCUGGGAAAAACUUUAUCAUUCCGAUGUACUUUUUUAUCUUCUUCCUCUCGUUCUUCGGAAAUCUUCUCGUCAUCCUCACCCUCAUCAAGAACAGACGAAUGCGAACCGUGACCAACGUCCUUCUUCUCAACUUGGCCAUAUCCGACCUGCUACUGGGAGUCUUCUGCAUGCCAUUUACCCUAAUUGGACAGAUCCUGAGGAACUUCAUCUUCGGACAUUUAAUGUGUCGCUUAAUUCCAUAUUUCCAAGCCGUGUCUGUCUCUGUUGCGGUUUGGACGCUGGUGGCCAUUUCUCUGGAGCGAUAUUUCGCAAUUUGCAGGCCGCUACAAUCCCGAAAGUGGCAGACGAGAUCGCAUGCUUGCAAAAUGAUAUUCACGGUGUGGUUCUUUGCUCUUACGUACAACAUUCCGAUCGCCAUCUUCUCUGAGCUACAGCCCAUCCGCGAUUCUGGAAGAAGCAAAUGCCGCGAGGUGUGGCCGAAUUCGGAGAGCGAAAAGACCUUCAACCUGAUUCUGGACGGACUCUUGUUUAUCUUUCCUCUCGGUAUCAUGGCCAUGGCGUAUUCUCUCAUCGUGUCCAAACUCUGGAAGGGACUUCGGAAUGAAAUUCGUCACACACGCUCAUUCCACAAAUACGGAGGACAAACAAUGGUUCCUCGGGACAACUCACUGGAACUGAGUACACACAGCCAAUACUCAACCUACAAAACGGACCCCCUACAACGAAGGGAAGGUGUGACGAGCGAGAUCCUCACGCUUCGAGGUGGAAAGGGAGUGGUCGUCCGGUGGAAGAGGAAGGAUGCGGUUGAGGUGUUGGAGGGUCAGCAGCAGCACCAUCAAGGCAAAUCGAGCAUGGAUAUCAACCACAUGAACCAACAUCACCACGGUCACUCUAGCAGCACUAACCAUUCCACGGCAGCCAUUGCCCACAAAUCUCAGUGUCCAAGAGGUCCCAAAGUGUCACGUGCCAUUCGAAGCACGUACACCGGAAAAAGCAUCGAGUCAAAGAAGAAGGUCAUACGAAUGUUGUUCGUUCUGGUUGCGGAAUUCUUUUUAUGUUGGACUCCACUUCACUUUGUGAACACUUGGUAUCUAUUCGACAACGAAACUGUUUACAAGCUGAUUGGUCCACUGGGGGUCGUUCUAGUCCAGCUUUUGGCCUACGUAUCCAGCUGCUGUAAUCCGAUAACUUACUGCUUCCUCAAUAGGAAGUUCAGACAAGCAUUCCUCAAAGUAUUCCAGUUGACCAGUACAAAGGGCAAGUCAGGGCCGCCAACUAUUGGACGUGGAUCUGACCUCUCGGCCAAUGACAGUCUCAUCUACGGAGUUCAAGGGAGCACUUAUAACAAGUCCGUGCUGGUUCUGGAAUGCGAGAAUCGUGUUUAGCGAAGGCUUCUGGGAAUCGCUGAUCAACUUACCUUCUGCAUGUAGCGGUUCCCGAGAUAGAAUAAAGAAAAAUCAGGCCAACGCUAACACCUCCGGUUCAGGAUCGCAGACUCACUCCCGAGAAGAAGAAGUGACGAUGGAGCUCCAGUCGGUUGCAGAUGUGUACGUGGAACCGAUCCCGUCGCCCCACAAUUGUCAGACGACGAGCCUAAUGUCCGUGUCCCCCCACUGCUCCACGGCCCAUCCCCUUUUCGUGUCUCCCACAACAGAGGAUUCUGUCCCUCCUCCUUCUCUCGACUGUGAGGAGGAGGACGACGAGGAUGAGGAAGAGGAUGAAAUGCAUGACGAUGACGAUUUUGUUUACCGCAUCAGUUGGAAGUCCCCAGGUAAAAGUGUGGGUAUCAAGACGAAAGAUCUUCUGUACUCGUGAGCGUAUGCUGGUCAUGUCCCAAUUCAAUGAGACAAGUCAAUUCCAGCACCACCAUCGCACCGCCGCCACCACAUAAUCAUUCCGGGUUGGAGAAAUUCGGUUACCGUCACACUUCAUUAUCUGUUCCUUUCUUUACCUGAAAACCAGUGGUGAAGACAUAACCGCGUUUCACAGAAUUCUGCCCCUUUUGUCUGGCCCAUGCCAUUUGUGAUUAUCAAGAUGUAUGAACUUGGAAAGCUUGAUUAAAUUGUAAUGCUCACGACGAUUGUAAGUAAGGUUGUAUGCUGUAUUGCGUGGUACUUCUUUAUAUGUAUAAAUAGGUGAUGAGGGUUCAAUGCAAUAGAUUAAGCAAGACUCGACUCUACUUAUUUACUUUGCAAGGAUUUCGAAUGAUAUCAAAUAAUUUUACUCAGUGUUGUCUUCCGUCCGCUUUUGUUCCCGACGUACUACGAGUUUCAAACAAAACUCAAUCUUUGGAUUGAAUAUUCCAGUCACGUGGUCAUAAGUCAAAUCUCCAGAACGAAAUUGACAAGGCGAACACAAUGACGGGUGGUAGUUCUAAUUCCAGCAAGAGCUUCAUGAAAUGAAAAUAAGGGUAACUUUUAACUAUACAAAUAUUCACACCUACAAAAAAAGAAACAGCAACAUCACAUUACAAAAAUAUUAUUACAAACUUGGUAAUCUUAGCGUUUUUCAUUAUUACAUAAUAUUCACGUGCAUGAAAUGAUUCUCAUAAAUUUUCCGAAUUGUGGAUAUUUCAAUAAUUGAAAUGUCAAUAUGUUUAUGGAUGUCUUGUCUAAAAAGGGUAAAAUAUGUUAUGAUAUGUGAAUACUAAUGAUAAGUAUGAUGUAAUAUGAUGAUCUUGCCAAUGUCUAAUCUAAUAUUGAGUAAUUCUUUGAUUAAGCCAAACCUUAUGCUUAUACAUAAAAAUAUAUAAUACAUUCCAACUCGAUAUAAUAUCGAAUUUUUCCUCUUUAACACCUAGCCUACUUUUACUCCAUUUACAUAUAAAUGAUGUGUAACUGACCUUAUACAGAUAAGUACGUGUUUGGGUGCUACGAUACAAUUUUGACUUGUGUAAGUAUUAUUCCUCAACGUUUUCUGACUGCAUCUUUCAGCCAUUCUCUCGAGUUUACGCAUAACAAGAGCUACAUACAUACUGUUACAUCGAGUUUUUAAAAUUUAUGGUGACUAUGAUUGCCUGUGUCUGAAAUAAAUUGUAUCAUCUACCAAUUCAUCGUACGGAAGUUGUAACAUUUAAACAUUUACACUAUAUAUAAUUGAAUGAAAUUACGAUAUUAUUUGUCUCAACGUGAAUGAUCACCGUCGCCGCAUGGUACCUUUUUCCGAAACAUACUAGUGAUACUUAAAAUGUUAUAAUUGCCGUGAUCGGUAUUCGAAAUAAAUGCAUACUGCCGAAUGCUGGCCAUUGCGGCAGAAAGGAAAUAUAUACAAAAAAUAAAUAAGUUCAGAUUGGAAUUAUACAUGUAUUUAAAGUCUUGUAAAAAAAAAUAUAAAAAAUUAAGAUCAGUGUUAUCAUCAUCAAUCAAAAUGUUAUUCAACCUUAAGGACUAAUUCGAGUAAAUUGAAUAACAUAUUAGUGUAUAGUACAUAUACAUUGAUUUGAAAAUUGCGGUAAUGAGUGAAUUAAGUGAGGAAGAUGAGAAGGAAACUCAUUGAAUUUUGAAAAGCCAAUUGAA
Folsomia candida is the source of this 4093-nucleotide messenger RNA. Its product is annotated as cholecystokinin receptor. NCBI's taxonomy places the organism in Eukaryota, Metazoa, Arthropoda, Collembola, Entomobryomorpha, Isotomidae. The record is from RefSeq and is a predicted model, not a curated record. Bases 464 to 1963 code for a protein of 499 amino acids. Gene Ontology annotation, cellular component: membrane. Gene Ontology annotation, biological process: neuropeptide signaling pathway. The transcript has 13 exons. Gene Ontology annotation, molecular function: gastrin receptor activity; neuropeptide receptor activity.